AUGACAGCAGCAGCUCCUGGGGCCGACCCGCCCCUGGCUGUACACCAGAGCGCUAACCUCCUUUUGGCGUCAGCAGAAACAUCAGCUGCUACAGCACAUGAGCCUCCUCCACCUUUGCCUGUCUUUGCAUCGGGGAACGCGCAACUGGAGCAGCGGUUGCUGCAGACGUUUGCUGCUCUCAGAAUCCCAAGAGGGCCUCCUGCUGCAACUCCCGGUGCGGCUGCUGCUGGAUCUGUUGCUGCGGACAAUGAAAUCGUAGAGCACCCACGUUCAACAUCUGUCCCACAUGCUGAGGGGCUUCUGGCUGCAAGGCAGACCCCAAGAGCUGCUGCUGCCACCGCUUCAGAGAUGUGCGCAAGCCCAGCAGAGGCGGAUGCAGAAAGAGAAGCACCAGCAACGACGGCGACAGCGCAAGUUACAGCUGCAUGCGCUAGCGACAGCAGUAGGGGGGCGGCGCCAAUCGCUUCCAGUGAGCAGCCAGCGUGCCGAAAUUUAGCAGCAACAGAUUCAGGUGCACGAGAAGCAGAGGCUGCCGUAGCAGCAGCAGGAGCAGCCGGCGGAAAUGACUUUCCUGAAGCACCACGUGGGCGUGGAGUGCAGGAGCAGCAGGGGACAUUGCUGCGACGUCCCGCUGCAGCGAGAGGGGAAUCCCCUGGGGCUUGUAGUGAGGCUACGGAUAGCACGCGGUGUACAGACACUUCAGAAGUUGUCCGGCCGCCGGCAUUUGGCUCAUGGAGGCAUUAUUCCUUAGCAGAUGUUCCAGAAGAGUCGAUGAGCGCUGCAGGCAUGCAAAGAGCCUGUCAGCUCAUGCUGCAGCAACUGCGACGCGCCACUGUAACUGCAGAAACGGCCGCCCCAGGUGCUGCUCCUACUUUUUCUGCUGCUUCUCAGGCCGCUACUGUGGCAGCUGCUACUCCGUUUGCUCCAGCCGCUGCUGGAGAAACAGCAGCAACAGCAGAGGCAGAGCCAGAAGAUCCGCGAGUCCGUGUGGGGCCGCGGAGGCGGGUCUAA
Eimeria mitis is the source of this 1011-nucleotide messenger RNA. RefSeq lists its product as uncharacterized. The transcript has a single exon. The record is from RefSeq and is a predicted model, not a curated record. Lineage: Eukaryota; Apicomplexa; Conoidasida; Eucoccidiorida; Eimeriidae. The coding region runs from base 1 to 1011 and encodes 336 amino acids.